GAGACUGAGGUGAUAGCAGUCUUGUCGUGGGACCAUAAGGUGCAGUGUGAAAAAGAGCCUUGAGAAGUCUUUGAGCCAGUCUGGAAAACCUCACCUGUGGAGUACCUGGAGGCCUGAGAUUGGUUCCGCUUGUCAGUGUGGGUGCACAGCAGCCACCAUGUCGUUCAGGGAGACAGAGGACGAGAUGACUGUUGACCCGGAAGAGGAGAUGAGGGAAGAGACCUUUCUCAAAGACCUCUACCAGUUCAUGACGAAGAGAGAUUCACCUAUAGAAAGAAUUCCCCACCUCGGCUUCAAGCAAAUUGACCUGUUUUUGAUGUACAAGACUGUGGCAAAAAUGGGUGGCUACCACAAGGUGACAUCCCAGCAGCUGUGGAAGCAGGUGUACAGCACCCUGGGAGGGAACCCUCGCAGCACCAGCGCAGCCACCUGCACCCGCAGACACUACGAGAAACUCAUCCUGCCAUAUGAAUGUCAUAUCAAAGGCAAGGACUACAUUGAAGUCUUACCACCCCGUCCCAACAAGCGUUUCUACUACAACAGCCAGAGUGCGGAUGAGGACUGUCCCAGGGAGAAGAUGAAGACGAAUCACUCACCCCUCUUGAAGCGGACCUACCCGAUGGACUCCACUGUGAGGGUCAUGCCUGUAAGCUACCAGCAAUACUAUCCCUCCAGCCAUCUAACUCUGCCUUCCUAUGUGCCCUUGCUGCCACCCAAUAUCUCCCAUUCAGUGCUCCAAACUGCCCCUCAGGCUCCACUGCCCUACCCACCCCCUCUGGGCCCCACAGAGACUGUUCAACAGCCCCUGGAACACCUACGCUACCUGGCAGAAAGAUACAACCGACAUAUCUCCCAGCCCCUUGACCUGAGGCGCAAGAACUCCAGUCCAGAUCCCUGCAACAACCCAGUUUCGUCCUUCACCCCGACCUCCGCCAUGAAGCCUCCAAAGUUUCUAAACAAAGUCUCGCCUCUCUAUCAGGCCAAGGUUCUGGCUCGAGAGGAGGGCUGUGAGAGUCCCAAGACACAGGCGGGCAAGAGCUCUCCGGUCUCUUUCACGUACCCGCCGAUAAACAGUGAUGGCUGCGUCAUUGACCUCACUUCCAACAGGUCUUCCCAAAGCCCCCCCCAUGCCCCCACCACCCCAUCCCAAUCUGGGAGCCCCAUCCCCCAGCUCAAGGACGGGCCCUGCGAUCCCUCUAUGGUUCACCCGCUCAAGCCACUCAAACCCCAGGUGCGUCCAGAAUUGCGAACACAGGUGAAAGAAGAGAACGCCCAAACCAGUUCAGGGCCUCUUAAUCUCAGCCGUUCUCACCCCAGCCCCCUCAGAGAGUCUGGAGGUAGGAUGGAGAUCCAGAUCCCUCUUGCGUUACUCCAGGACUGGAUUAAGGAAGGCCUGCUGUGUGGUCCCACAGCCUCCAGGGUUGGCAAUCUGGCCUUUCAAACAUCCACAGGCCCAAACUCUCCUCGCACUCCAGGCCCAAAGCAUGGAGAGUGGGCACUGGCCAGGCCAGACAUCCCCUCCUCUAGGUCUGACCCCACCAACCCGCCCUUUCACCACCCUUAUGUCGCCCAACAAAUGGCGAAUUGGAGCCCAAGGGAGAAGAGCAUAGAUAGGGACCGAAACAUGCAAAGCCACACCGCCACAAACGGUGACCUGCCCCUAACACCCGCCUACAGUCCCCACAGCUACAAGCCAAUCCCAUCCCAGCGCACUUGGGAUGUUCGCAGCUGGGAUGUAUAUGGCUGGGAGGAGCAGGAAGCCACAAGGCCAUACCAUGCCAAGACCAUGCAGCAUCAGACUCCACAAGACAGAAAUCCCAGAAAAGACCAGUCUAAGAGUCACUCUAGCCCCCAACCUCUGGAGCAGGAUGACCAAGACCCCAGAUCCCCAGUGUCCUCUUGCUCUCUGGGGACUCUAACUCCUGAGGAGUUUGUGAAGCUAAAGAGACUCAUCUCCAGCUCUUGAGUGACGAGCAAGCAACACUGCAACUCUGCAGCUCACCAGAAGAAGACCAGCGACUGUGCAGCUCACCAGAAGAAGACAAGCAACUGUGCAGCUCACCAGAAGAAGACAAGCAACUCUGCAGCUCACCAGAAGAAGACAAGCAACUCUGCAGCUCACCAGAAGAAGACAAGCAACUCUGCAGCUCACCAGAAGAAGACAAGCAACUCUGCAGCUCACCAGAAGAAGACAAGCAACUGUGCAGCUCACCAGAAGAAGACAAGCAACUGUGCAGCUCACCAGAAGAAGACAAGCAACUCUGCAGCUCACCAGAAGAAGACAAGUAACUGUGCAGCCAGUGCCGGCCCUAGCACAUUUGGCGCCCUAGGCAAGGUUUGUCUCUCCCACCCCCCCACCCGUCCCCCCCACCUCCCUGCUAGUAGUGCAUUUGAAACAGCGGGAAGAUUAAUUUCAUUGUAUGCACUCGGGAAUUUGCCGCCCCCUCUUCAUGCCACCCUUGGCUGUCUAUGUCGCCUGUAGUAAGGACCGUCACUGUCUGCAGCUCAUCAAAAGAAGUAUACACCCUCACGGAAUAUCUUAAAUGUUCACACUGGAAACCGGACAGUCUUGUUCAAAUCUACUUCUGACUCGUAUCAGAGUAUCAAAUCAAAUGAAUUUUUAUAGCUCUUUUUUUUUUUUUUUUUUUUUUUUU
Molecule: messenger RNA, 2654 nt
Organism: Hypomesus transpacificus
Lineage: Eukaryota; Metazoa; Chordata; Actinopteri; Osmeriformes; Osmeridae
Gene: arid6
Product: AT-rich interaction domain 6
Exons: 6
Coding region: 158-1966 (602 amino acids)
Biological process (GO): regulation of transcription by RNA polymerase II
Cellular component (GO): nucleus
Molecular function (GO): transcription cis-regulatory region binding
Source: RefSeq, a predicted model, not a curated record